AUGGCGACAUCAUUUCUACAAGUUUGGUGCGUAUUUCUGUUGAUCUGUGUAACAUUUUCGUCGUCAACAUCAUUGACAGCUUACAGACUGUUUCAGAAAGUAACAGAUAGUAUUGAUAAUGACCUCACGGAGGACACAUCAAACGUCUCCUCGUCUACCAAUUACUAUCUGAACAGUACAACGUCAUCAUCCACGUUACCAACAACUUCAUUUGUCACGUCUUCAACUACAACAAAGAGUGUCAAUUCAACUUCAAAUUCCUCCAUUUCUAGAUCAUCGACCUCCACCUUAUCAUCGACAACACCAUGGGUAACUACUACUGAUGAUCCAAAAUGUCAAUCAAACCAAGCACUUGAUACAGUUUGUACUGUACCGGAAGCUUUAAUUGGUGAAGAUUUCUGGGACGUGUACUACGUCAUGUUUUCAGAUGACGUCAUCCGAGCACUAUUGUUCCAAUGUUCAAGCGGGCAUUGGUGUCUGAAAGAUAGAUAUGAUUUCUGGGAUGCUCUGAUGAUGGAGAGAGCAGAAAUGGUACGAGAAUCUAAACUAUUCAAUGCUGUCUGUGAAAUGGAAACCCUCGCAUGUCUUCACCUUUACAUAGGAAACUAUACAGAAUGCGAACUGUAUCCACGGAUGGUAUUAACCUUGCAGUCAAUCAACCUACUAUGCCAACUUAAACAGGAAGUGACCACAGCCCCUGAGUGUUUGCAGCACGUGAUUGCCUUACUUCAUGUGACCAUUGUCGACAUUUUACGAGAUCAGAAUCAAAAAGAGCAAAAUGCAGUUGAUGAUUUGAUGGAGGACAGCUGUAAAUCACCGGAAUCUCAGAUAACACGUUCAUUUCUUUGCCUGGAACACAAGUGCCAAAAGAGUGUUCCCGUUUUAACAAGUUUCGCACCAUGGUCAUGGUUUAUUGAAGAUAUAUCCAAAAUAUCGGAGCAGUGUGGAUAUACGAAUGACAUAUGCAAUGACGACACAAACUUUACAGACACGACACUCGCGCAAGCAUCCAGCAUUUCGUCAUCAACAUCCACGGGGGCGUGGCUUGGCUUGGGCCACGUGACAGGCGCUAGGCCCUUUGAUCCUGAGGAGGAGGGGUCAGGAUUGGAACCCACGCAAGAAGAGGAAGACGAAAGUGAGUACGCAUAUGACGCAAACAUGCUACUAGGCAUGGCCGUGACGUCACUGAUUCUCCUCUCGAUAAUGGUAAUCGGUUUCUUUAUCUGGUGGCGAAACCUACAACGUGACCAUGUGGUAAAGGCAGGUUAUACACAGCUGAAAUGUGAUGAGGUUUGA
Molecule: messenger RNA, 1296 nt
Organism: Ylistrum balloti
Lineage: Eukaryota; Metazoa; Mollusca; Bivalvia; Pectinida; Pectinidae
Exons: 6
Coding region: 1-1296 (431 amino acids)
Source: RefSeq, a predicted model, not a curated record